AUGGAUAAAUUUGUAAUUCGCAAGGUUAAAAAAGUUGAGGAAAUUGUGGACAGUCUGCCUGAGUCAUCUGAACCGUGUACAUCUACUAAACACAAGAGCAAGACCCCUUCUGACCAAUGUAGGAAACGUCGGAAAUAUCAAGAGGAAUUCAUAAAGUAUGGAUUCACUUGCUCUACUGUCAACGACGUGGACCAUCCUCAGUGUGUAAUCUGUUCAGAAGUGCUUGCCCAUGAAAGUAUGAAGCCAGGAAAAAUGCAGAGACAUUUGGAGACAAGACACCCUGCUUGUGUUGAAAAACCUAUAGACUUUUUUCGCAGAAAAGAGAAGGAAUUACAGAAUCAAAAACGCACACUCGCACAACAAACCCAAAUUACCGCUAAUGCUCUGAAGGCAUCUUAUGAGGUGGCAUACCUGAUAGCACAGUCCAAAAAGCCACACUCGAUCGGUGAAACCUUGAUAAAGCCCGCAGCUGUGGCUAUGUGUCGGGCCAUGCAUGGCGAGAAAAUUGCAAGUGAGCUUAUGACUGUCCCAUUGUCGAAUGACACGAUUGCUCGCCGUAUUCAUGAUAUUUCAAAAGACAUAAAGAGUCAAUUGAUUAAUAGGUUAAAUGGAAAGAAAUAUGCGUUACAGCUCGACGAAUCUACAGAUGUGUCUAACUCUGCUCAGUUGCUGGCAUUCAUCAGAUACACAUUUGAUGGAAAACUGCACGAGGAAAUGCUUUUCUGCUCAGUGCUGGAGGGGACUUGUACAGGCAGUGACAUUUUCAACAAGCUGGACACCAGACUAAAAGAGAUGCGACUUUCAUGGGAUAACUGUGUUGGCGUAUGUACUGAUGGUGCAGGUGCAAUGGUAGGUAAAAAUAAGGGACUGAAGGCAAAGGUUUUAGAAGUGGCUCCUCAUGUUAAGUUUACGCACUGCAUCAUUCACCGUGAGUCUCUUGCUAGCAAAGCACUUGACAGUGAGCUUAACAGUGUUCUCAAAAGUGCAAUAAAAAUUGUAAAUCACAUAAAGUCACGUCCAGUAACCAGUAGACUGCUAGCCACCCUUUGCAAUGAGAUGGGCUCGCAGCACGAAGCGCUACUGUUUCAUACCGAAGUCCGGUGGUUAUCUCGCGGGAAGGCACUCGGCCGGCUUUACGAACUGCGUGACGAAGUGCACUCGUUGUUGAAAGAAUCUAAAUCUGAAUUCGCGCACCACCUGAAAGAUCCAGAUUGGUUAUCAAAACUUGCUUAUUUGGCCUGUAUAUUCGAAAGGCUUAACAUGCUUAAUCUUUCAUUACAAGGUCCAAACACAAACAUCUUGACAAUGAAUGAGAAAAUUGAUGCAUUUGUGAAAAAGCUGGAAAGAUGGGCUGAGCGAGUUGAACAAGGUAAUGUGGAGAUGUUUCCUGAGCUGGAUGAACGUCUGGCGGAGAAUGGACUGAGUCUUGGGAACUUGAAAACACACAUCACUGGUCAUCUCCACUGCCUUUUGGAACAAUUCCAGAAGUAUUUUCCAAAAGAGACGCAACCAGAACUGUAUGACUGGAUACGACAACCAUUCACUGAAACUAGGACUAAUCUCCCCACAAAACUGGAAGAUGCUUUGCUGGAGCUGUCCAGUGAUCGAACAUUAAAAACUUUAUUUUCCAAUUCCACACUACCUGAAUUUUGGAUCGCAGUGGCAGAAGAAUACAGAGAGUUAUCCGAUGUGGCUAUGGAUGUACUGCUUCCGUUUGGAUCUACGUAUUUGUGCGAGAAGAGUUUUUCCGCUGUCACAUACAUGAAAAAUAAAUACAGAUCACGUCUUGAUGUUGAGGACGAGUAG
Molecule: messenger RNA, 1806 nt
Organism: Pimephales promelas (fathead minnow)
Lineage: Eukaryota; Metazoa; Chordata; Actinopteri; Cypriniformes; Leuciscidae
Source: RefSeq, a predicted model, not a curated record